Molecule: messenger RNA, 141 nt
Organism: Funneliformis geosporum
Lineage: Eukaryota; Fungi; Glomeromycota; Glomeromycetes; Glomerales; Glomeraceae
Source: the annotation of a GenBank genome assembly
AUGGCUUUGAAUGCUCCCGCUGGUUCACCGCUUCUUCCUCUCAAAAUGGUACUCAUUAAAAUAUGGGUACGAAAAUCUCAAGAGGUUGAAAGCUGGGAAGAAUCCUCACAAUCAACCAAUAAUAAACCCAACUCUGCAUGA